This is a messenger RNA of Pteropus alecto (black flying fox), 7087 nucleotides long. RefSeq names its product transmembrane protein 56. The transcript is spliced from 8 exons. Gene Ontology annotation, cellular component: membrane; endoplasmic reticulum. NCBI's taxonomy places the organism in Eukaryota, Metazoa, Chordata, Mammalia, Chiroptera, Pteropodidae. Bases 1022 to 1813 code for a protein of 263 amino acids. Gene Ontology annotation, biological process: lipid homeostasis. The record is from RefSeq and is a predicted model, not a curated record.
UUAAGCACUGGAGAAGUUACACUAACAUCGGCGAUGAGGUCAGGUCAGCCGUGCGCCCUAGGGGUCUUAGACCUCCCAAGUUAGUAGAUGUUCCAGCGCUAUCAGCUUUGUGAAUUCCACCUGAGGCCCUUGGCAUACAUCGCUUUUUUUUUCUUCCUUUGUUUCCCUCCCUCCCUUCCUUCCGAAAUGUUCCAUUCGCACGUGCUUACAAUUAUUGAAAGUGUUUGCCAGUAAAAGAUACCUUAGUACAAAAAAAUUGAAUUCAGGGUCCUCAUCCUGUCAACAAAAGGAUGUAGGCAAAUAAUAGCGCUUGGAUUGCUGUGGAGAGAUGUCUGAGGCUUUGUAAACUGGCACAGGCAAAACAAAUGUUGGGCAUGUUGAAAAUUACUCGGCUCCAGGCCCCAGAAGACACUUGCAGCCCCUCGUGCCCUAUCCCCUCACUACAGUAACUACUUGUAUCUUUAAUAAAAAUCAGUUUUACCAGACUUGGCUUGCAGCUGGAAUGAGUGGAGUGACCAAACAUUUAGAGGCUGCCAGUAAAUGCAGAGAAUCAAAGAGGGUGGAGUAGCAAACGUUUGCAGUUACGGGUGAUUAAUUUAGAUUAAGGCUAGGGUCAAACUGUUGAGUGUUCUGGAAAGGGAAAUGAGGACUGUAGGGAGGAGUUAGGUGGCACGCAGGGACAGGAACCAAGUUGGGAACUCUUGAACAAAAUAAAUGGCUACCGGGUGAGCUGAGUCCUGGGCUCUGUCAGGCAUGGAACAUAUAAUCAAGAGAUCAAGAACCUGUACAGCAUUAAUCAGGAAAAGCAAGGAAGGCUGAGCAGGAAGAAGCAACUAAAAUUUCUCUUUGGGAGAUCUUCAAACUCUUAAAUGAGUUCCUUGACAAGCUUUGACAAGUUGGAAAAAUAUGUGUGGGAAGAAUAGAUGCAGAGCUCCAACCUGGCAGGAUGCAGUGUAAGGUGCAAAGGCGUGUAAGUCAGAAACUUCGUCUUCAAGCAACUUAAAAUCCAGGUUGAAGAAAUAUGGACACCAACACCAAACUGGUCAUCAGCACAAUUUUUGCCAGCUUUUUCACUUUUCAGCUUCUUUUCCACUUUCUAAGUGAUUGGUUUUCAGCAAAAGUUUCUUCAGGUUUUAAUAGUCUCAGCUUCAGAAAGAAGAUUGAAUGGAACUCAAGGGUAGGAUCUACAUAUCAUUCUUUGGUGGUUGGGGUUUUUGGCCUGUACAUUUUCUUCUUUGAUGAAGCUACAAUCAGUGAUCCACUUUGGGGUAAUUCAUGGCUUGUAAAACUGAAUAUUGCUAUUUCUUCAGGCUACAUCAUUUCUGACUUGUUGAUUCUUAUUUUGUAUUGGAAAGUGAUUGGUGACAAAUAUUUUAUAAUUCAUCAUUGUACAGUUCUGUGUGCCUACUUCUUCGUACUGAGAGAUGGUGUGCUGGAGUACAUUGGGAAUAUCCGCCUGCUUGCCGAACUUUCCAGUCCUUUUGUGAAUCAGCGGUGGUUCUUUGAAGCUCUGAACUAUUCCAAGUUUUGCAAGGCUAACGUCAUCAACGGGAUACUCAUGACGGUAGUAUUCUUCAUUGUGCGGAUUGCUGCCAUACCAUCUUUCUAUGGCUACAUGUAUUCCGUGUUUGGAACAGAGGCCUACGUGAGGCUUGGAUUUUCAGUCCAGUUUUUCUGGGUACUUACUUGUGUUAUUUUGGAUGUGAUGAAUGUCAUGUGGAUGAUCAAAAUUUCAAAGGGGUGCAUCAAAGUCAUCUCUCUCUUCAGACAAGAGAAAACUAAAAACAGUCUUCAGAAUGGGAAACUUGACUAAAAGUGGGCUAUUGAUAAGCAUACUUCAUUACUACCUUCGUUAUAUCUACUGAUAGGAUGAAUUCUUGGCAUGUUCUUGUGUUUAUUAAUUAUACUUACUAUCCAGGAUUUCAGUGUCUUUUUUUUUUUAACCUUUAGAAAAGAGAAACUAAAUUUCUAUUUUUAUCCCAAGAUUUCCAGUUUUCUUCUACAUUAUACGCAUGGAUAAAAUCAUAAAAGUUUAAAUAAAAAGUUAUAAAUAUAGUGGUGAAUUCAGAAAUCUGUUAACGUGCAUCGGUAUUUUUCUCUUUGAAAAGAUGACUGUGCCAAUUUAGUGCGCUUGAUUUUAUGUCAUCAGUUUUGCUGAAAGAAUGGGAACUGCUUUUAAAUAUGUAAAUAGCUCUUAACAUUUUGUCGUACCACACUCAUUUCUUAUUAUGACUGUCGAUGCCUGUGUAAGGUUUAAUUUCUAAAUUGUUGAAAUACUCUUUUUCUUAGGCUAUUAAAAGUGAUGUAUUUUUCAUUUAGGUGUGCUAUCAUCUAUUAAUGAUGAAGCAUUUUACUUUGGGCACAUUUAAUUAAGUUAGUCCUGGGAAAUACUUCCUGCAUUUUUAGGUAUUUCAGACAUCUCUUUAUUCCUAUUUUUAGCAUUUUAUCAAAUUAUUGCCUUUUUACUUUAUAGUAAGUCUUAAAACAGAUUUUAUAGAGCUCCUUAAGAGAUGAAUUCCUCCUAAAAAUGCAUGUUAUAGAUGACUAUUAAGGCUAAUAGGAGGAAUCAUUAAGAAAAAGCUUUACCACUGCUAUUUCUCUCUGUUUCCCUGGCAGUUUUUCUGUGAAAAAUAUAUUAUUUCUAUUUGCAAAGCAUGCCCUCCUAAGUUCGGAAUCCAACAUUAUCAGUACCAAAGUCUUAUGUUAUAUGUAGUUAUCAUACUCCUAAGAUAGGCUUCUUCUUGAUGAGACCAAAACUACAAAAAAAAUCAGUAUUCAUAUUUUACUCAGAGUUUAUACCCAUACCUGCUUAGUCAGCAUUUAGAGCAUUUUGAAUUUUUAUCUUUCCGGAAGGACAGGGGAAAAAAAACACAAUUUAAUCCAACUAUUCUCAUUACCAAUAUUAUUGUCUUACAUGAUGAUCAAUGACUGGGGACUCUGGUCUUUUUUGUUUGUUUGUUUAUUUGUUUUUUGUUUGUGUGAGUUUAUGUUUGCUUUUGCUUUGGUUCUUGCAACCCAAGUAUAGAAUUAUGUAGUUGCCUAUUAUUGCCUUUAUUUAUUUUUCUCAAGUACUUGACUUUAAUGACUGCUCUCACCUAAGAAAAAAAGAAAUUUAACUGGUAGUGUAUACUUGAAUUUAAUCAAACCCAAACCAAAAGAUCCAUUCAGUUUCUCAGUUUGAAAGAGAAUGUUUGACUCAUUUUCAUUGUUCAUGUUAUGAGGAUGAAGUAUUUCAAGACUUUUGAUCUAAAUUGAUUUGAUUUGGCUGUUUAAUGCAGAUAGUGCCUCAUUAAGUCUCAGAACAUUUAAAUAAGGUAAUUAAAAUCUCAACCAAUAACCAAAUAGUAAAAUGAGAUUGAUUGGCUUAUACUAGGUACACUUAUUUUUGAAAGUAAUGUGGAAUAUUGGUAUUUGUUUUUAAAGCUACCAAUACUACAUUGAUUUGUUACUAAAUUUAGUGCCUUCCAUAUCAUAGGCACUUGCAUAUGUAUUGAUUGUGUAGAGAGUAUAUGAAAGCACAUGGUUUUAUCUUGUUCUUUUCUUGCUUUUUUGCAAGAAAACUGGCUUUUAAAAAAAUGUUUAUAUUAGAAAACUAUUUUGGAAAUUCAUUCCUUUAGAAAGAAAUAAAACUUGAAAUAAAUAUUUUUGACUCUGAACAUUUCUAUAGUUUCUGAACACAGAUUUUAAACCCACCAUCAAAAUGAAGGUUAGUGAGUUUCCAUAUAGCAGUUUCAGUUUUUAUGGUUGCUAUUUCAUGUUUAAAACUUCAUUUUUAUCUUCAUUGACAGCAUCUUUCAUUAGUAUAGCUGCUCACUAAAUAAGUAUAUUUAAAAUAUCAGUGUUUCGACUGAAGUUUGUUAUUCCUUUAGUCAGCAAUUCUUAUUUUACGCUGGCUGCAUGACAGCGAAUUUAUCAUCCAGGUUCAAUAUCCAAAAGUAUACUCUAUAUAUUUUCUGUUACAACAGACAUAAGAUAGAAAAGACACUGUAAUCUGUCAUGUUACUUUAAAUCAGGUCUUUACAGGAACUGUAUUUUGCUUUGCUAUGACUGUACCCACCUCCCUAAGAUACAAGUAAAGAAAACAUAUCAUUUAUUAAACAAUGAAUCUUUCAUUUAUUAAAUGACAAACUUUCGGUAGACAUUUUACAUAUUAAGUAUUUUGACUAUAUGGAUUAAUUUAAGUAAUUCUAUUUGGCAUUCCAAUUUAACAACUCAAAAUAUUUAUAGAAAAUAAAAGCAAAUUGGUAUACAUUUUUAAGCAACUCUAUUUUUGUAGAAAAACAUUAGUAACUAUAAAGAUGCUCUUUGAAAGUAUAGUAGUCUAGAAAAUAAAAAUUCUUAUAAAAUUUUGAAAAUGAAUGAAAAUCAACUAAAUAGCGUGCAAUAUAGAUUCUGCAUUAGAUACUUUAUUUGACUUGGGAGAAUUUAAAAAUUAGGAGCUUGAGUUUAUAGAAGUUGCAUUCUUGUCUCCAAAAUCUUUUUAAUGAGUAUUGUUUGCAUUUAUUUAAAACUCAAAAUGGACUACUUAUGUAAGAGUGCAAAGACAUUAACUCCUGCCUAAAUUAUAGUGAGUUGAAAUGCAGGUUUACUCCAGCUGCUUAAUUUUGUCGUUACCAUUGCUAAGGGUGAUCAAUGCACUAUGACGACCCACUACUGUCGUAAAGGCCUACUUUAAAAAACUGCCUAGUUUAUAGGUGUUGGAAUCAAAUACUUUUCUAAAUUUUAGUAAUCUAUUUAACUCAAAUCAGAUUUUGCUAAAGUAUCAGUUUUUAAAUUGUACGCUUUCUCUGGAGAAUGGUCCUUCACUGGUGUGAAGAGCUAGCUUGACUACUGGUCGUACUGUUUGUGAGCAUGUGUUUAGAAACAUUAUUCUCUUGCAAAUGUAUAGGGGAAAAUAUGUUAUAAUUUUCAUGUUUGUGCUGUUUCAUUUUUAAGGGAAAUAAACAUGUCCCAAAAGACAUUAUCAAAAUAAAUGUACAAGUUUCAGUUUCUAGGUUACUCUUAACUGCAAAUAUGUAAACAUACAUUUGAAUUGGCCUGAAGUGGUUUAGUCUGUUAAAUGAAAACUGAAAAGACCAUAUAAUUGUUGAGAUUAUCAGUUAUACUUCAUAGAAGAGUACGUAUUUACGUGUUUUGGAUUCCAUAAGAAGCAAACCCAUAUAAUUUUAUCAGAAAUGUGGCACAGUGUUUCUCAACAGGUAUGAACCAGCACAGCAGUGAGACUCUGUGUGGAGAGGCCAGAGCUGCACACACAGCUGCCCAGCCUGACUACAGCUGGGUGACAACAGACACACUAAAUCUACUGAAAGUGAGUUCUGACACAAAACGCAUGUGAUAUGUGUGAGAACAGUGAAAAGCCAGCAGGACCUGGAGUUGGAGGAGACACGAGGACUGAUUUUCCCUUAAAAGCCAUGAUGCACCUUCCUCAACCUAGAAGUUAUCCCUCUGAGUCCUUCUGGUCCUUCUAUCUGUUCCUCUUAACACUACAAACACGUCAUCAGCAGCUCCCUCCCUUAUGCCAGCACCUUUCUAUGUCAAGUCUUGAGGCCUCCCCAUACCUGUAAGCUUCUCUGUCUAUUGUGGCAAAUUCAAAAGUUUACAAGUAUGUUCUUUCAUUGAUAAAAGCAUUGAAGUAAGUUUAGCGAUGAAACCAUAGUUUAUUAAGAGGCGAUAGGAAGCCAUUUAGCAUUUAAUAAUACUUGUUUACAACAUGAAGCAAAGCUAAUCAUGUUUUGGUUUUAUUGAGAAACAUCUGUAGUUUCUUUUUUCUUUAACUAGUUUAGCAAUAAGAGCUUUAUAACAUGUUUCAGCUGGGGAUUCAUUAUAGGUGUGUAAAUUACCUGAAUGUUCUUCCUUAGACCCCACGGCAGGAGGAGGAACAGGCAGCUCUGUGUUAGGAUAUUAUGAGGAGGCGUCCUGGUCUGCAGCAGCGUUAGUGAGCCCUGCUCUUUAAUCAAGUCAACUUAGUUAUGGUCACGUUUCUUUUAAAAACAAGCUUGCCAGCAAAUGGCUUACUCAGGGUGUUUUCCGAAGUAUGACACCCAUGGACUUAAGUCCCAGCCUUUCUAGCCCAGACCUCAAACUGCCUCUACUGGCUUUGACAGUAAGUCAUCCCUUUACUGGAAGAUAUUUUGGAUAGUAGUGAAGAGCUGAAGACAGCUGCUAAAGAUUGCUGUGUCUGCACUGAAAACGUUUACACCAUCUCCUCAGAGGAGUAGACAGUUUUGAUAUCAGGCCCUAUAUUUAGACCAAAAACAAUGAGAAAUAUUUCUAAAUCUCAAAGAUAUAAUACCUCUGGCUGAAAACUCGUUAAUAUCAUCUGUAUAUUUAUUUCUUUAUAUCUUUAUGUAAUUCUGUAAUUAAGUGUGCAGUAAGGUAUUUGCUACUUUAUGGUUAAUGAAGCCUAAAAAUAUAACUGUAAAUGUAUAUAUUUUCAUUUCUUGCUUGGUUGGCUUCUACUAUGAUUAUGUCUACUUUUAAAGAAAUUUUUGCAUAGAUAAUACUCUAACUUGUAACUAGGAUGAGUUAUGAGAUUUUUUGGUAAUUAGAGUUUAUAGUAAUAAAUUUUAGACAUAGGUUUAAUUUGAAAAAGUUACUUAAAACUGCAGUAAAUUCAAUAGCUAGAGUGAUAUAUACAUAAUUUUUUUCCCGAGAAUAUGUAACAUUCAUAAUUAAUCAUCAUAAAGAUUUUGGAAAUUUUUCAAAAUACAUUUAACAUUUUGAGAACAUACCUUCUAAUUUAUUUCCAGAAGGCUGAAAAAUUUUGUUUUCUUUAUGAAAUGUGAGCCUUGGUAGUUUACAAAUCAGUGUUAUUCAGAUUCAUUGGCAACUAAAAUAGCAUCAGUAUUCUUUAUUUUGGUUUCUGGUUGUGCUUCAUGUGGAAGGAUUAAUAAACAUCUUUAGGUAGUUCCCUUAAUAUUUUAAAUGUUUGUAUACUUUAUUUGUAUGUGUGCCAUAUUAAAGUAUAUGCAAGUUCUAAGCAAUAAUCUGCAUGUUAUACAAGGUUGGCAUUACUUUGUCAUGACAAUUUUACUUAAUAUUAAUAAUAUUAAUAAUGUAUGUAAAAUAAAUAUCCCUCUCCCCCCAA